AUGAGGGGUGCUUUACGCCACGCAGGAGCUCUCGGGGCUUUGACUUGGUCUCUGCUGGCAAGCACGGUAUCGGGAUAUCAAGUAAACAUUAGAGAUACGGAUGAGCUGCGGGAAGUCUGCAGCGGUAUGUAUGGUGGCGAAAAGGCCUAUAUCUCAUUGACCUUUGACCCCACGUCAACGGGUCAGCUCGCUCUCGUGCUAUACGAAUGGAGCGAUGUCAAGUAUCUCGGCGCCGAUUCGCCUGGGGACGAUUCGAUGCCCAAAACGUACAUCUGCACAACGUCCGCGAUUCGGUCCGGAUUGUGCACGAAGGACUCACUAGGAUCGUUCAUCACUACCCUUCCCGAGGGUGUAGAAUUGAACCAGACGAGCCUGUUCACGACCGGCAUUCGUUUCGGUCAGACCGAUAGCCAGGAGGACGAGCAAGAGCCGGCCGAAGACACUACGACGCUUCUCGCCCCCACCAGAACCCGUCAUCGUCCCGCUCAUACUACCUCCACCAGGACCUCGACAGCCCAAGCUGAGCCUACUGAUGAAGAAGAAGAGAUUGCGACCAGCACAUCUCAUUCUCGGACUCGACCCACCCGUGUCGCCGAGCCUAGUCCGGUCUCUGAAGAAGAAGCUGAAGAGGAGCUGGAGGAAGAGCUCUUGGAUGAUCUUCUUGAUGCUGGGCUCGAAUCGGAUGCCGAACUACAAGAAGAAGAAGCGAUCCUCGAGGAAGAGCUCGCCGAGGAGACGAGCCCCUUUUCUCGAAAGGCCAAGCGAAACGCUCAGGAAGAUGUCGAGCCGGACGCUGGAGAGGAUUUCGAGGAUGUCACCGGGGAAGAUACGCAAGACGAGCUCGAUCAAGAGGAUCAGAUUGACGAUGGCGAGCCUGCUGAGGAAGCGCCGGACGUGACGGAGCCUGAGCAGGAAGAUGACAGGGUAGACCAGGAUGCGGAUGACGAAGUGACUGCCCCUGUCUUUACCAAGCCCAAGCAGACUUUCGGUUCUUCCAAAUCCGGUGUGGUACCUCUCUACGACGGCAGCAUCAUCUACAACGUCCCUAAAACUGGUUACUAUUGUGUCGGUGUCGUUCCGGUAACCUUGAUCAAUUCCAAGAAGCGAUCUUUGGAACGCUCGGACAUGUUGCCUCGAGAAGAGACCACGCACGCGAGCUACUCUGGGUCGGUCCUUUUUAAGAACACUUUCGAAGGACAGCUUCCCGCUGCGGAAUAUCCCAAGAUCGGGUUUUACCUUUUCUUGAGCACUGUCUAUGCGGUCUUAGCUGGAGGUUGGGGUUACUUGUGUGUAAAACACUACAAGGAGUUGUUGCCUAUGCAGUGGUACAUCACCGGAACCAUCGUCUUCCUCAUCGUCGAGAUGCUUGCCAAUCAAGGUUACUACCGAUACAUUAACAAACACGGCGGCGGUUCUGGCAGUCUGGCGUUCUUGUUUGUCGUCGCUAUACUCAACGCCGGAAGAAACUCGAUCUCCUUCUUCCUUCUGCUUGUCGUUUCGAUGGGUCUCAGUGUGGUCACCCCUAGCCUAGGCCCUGUCAUGAACCGUGUCAGGCUUCUUACAGCGUUCCACUUUGUCUUUGGUGUUCUGUAUGCUAUCGGCUCGGUCAGGGUCGAGCUCGAAACCGCCUCGCUUUUCUUGAUCCUCUUCUUGAUCUUCCCUCUCGCCUUAUCGUUGACCUGCUUCCUGAUGUGGACUAUCAUCUCCCUGAACGGCACGAUCUUGCAUCUUCAAGCACGCAAGCAGCGCAACAAGCUCGCCAUCUUCAAGAAACUCUACAGGAUCUUGAUGGUCGCCGUCGUCGCCGUAACGGUGUUCUUUGUCAUCUCGACGCUGGCGUUGUCGAACAGAGCAGACGAAGAUUACGCACCUAAAAACUGGAGGUACAGAUGGAUCCUGCUUGACGCGUCUCUGGCGAUAAUCUAUCUCGGCGUGUUCGUCGCCAUCGCAUGGCUCUGGAGACCUUCCCGUGACAAUGUACGAUUUGCCAUGUCUCAAGAACUCGCUCAAGACGAGGACGAGGUGGAUGGCGAGGGCUACGAGCUUGCAGGUGGACGUCCCGUUCAGCACGGCGAUGACGACUUUGACGAAGACGAGGAGCAAGAGGGCUUCUUGGGCAAGGACGACCCUUACAACAAAGCCAACGGCGGUGGGAUCCGGCUCGGAGGAGAGCGUGACGAUCUCCAGGACGAGAAUGUCGUCUUUGCGCUUGAGGACGACGAUAGCGACCUCGAAGGGGAUAUCGGCCGGGCUUCGGAACCGACGAGCUCGAGGACAAGAGAUCAAUAUGUGGACGUGGACGACGAGGAUUUCAGGAAGAAGAAGGCCGACAAGAUGGAUUAGGAACAGGGGGAUGACGCCGGGAGCCCGAUCAUGGCGCAUAUAGAGCUCGGCUUGUCAACGUAUAGAGGAGGAGAUGAUAUAUGUUCAGCUGAUAGGUUUCACCAUAUUACAUGCAUUUGAUCAGCCACCCUAAUUUCGCGUAUCGACAAUAAGCAUCGAGGUGCUUAGGUGACGGUGAAGGAAUGAUCCAACGCUCGGGC
Molecule: messenger RNA, 2543 nt
Organism: Filobasidium floriforme
Lineage: Eukaryota; Fungi; Basidiomycota; Tremellomycetes; Filobasidiales; Filobasidiaceae
Product: putative major facilitator protein
Exons: 13
Coding region: 1-2343 (780 amino acids)
Biological process (GO): retrograde transport, endosome to Golgi
Cellular component (GO): Golgi apparatus; membrane
Source: RefSeq, a predicted model, not a curated record